UGAUGAUGAAUUCCUGUCUCAGCUCAUUAAUCUCACAUCCAAUUCCAACUUCUGGGGAAUAGCACAUAUUCAUUAUUACUAUUUUGAGCCGACUCCAGGUCUAAGCUUAUCGGCUUUCUUCAGCAUGCUUCGUCGCAGUCAUAAAAAGUCCAAGAAGGGAUGUCUGCAAUGGUAAGUAGAAAUGGCAACGGAACCUUCAAGAUCGUGGAACAUAAACUGAUACCGUCUGAUCAGCAAACGACGUCAUGUAAAGUGCGAUGAAGGCCGCCCAACAUGUCUCCUCUGCACAAUGUCAAACCGAGACUGCAGUUUCGCCUCCGACCCCCAACCACCCCCUCAAGACACAAACUCAGACGUAUCAUCUCGCGAAGGAUCACUCCCCAGCCCCGACAACAAUCUUAGAUCCACAAGUGCAACAUCCCUAUCCGACAGCCAUGAAACAUCUUUUAACAGCGUCGUCAACAUGGAACAUAUGGAACUCUUCAUCCAUGGGAUAACAAACAAAGACUUGUUUAGUCUUGGUGACAGAGUUGAGCAUUCUCAAGAGACGCUUAAUAUCUGUCUUAAAGAGAGCGUUAAGGCGCCGUAUCUCUUACAUCAGGUGUUGGCGUUUUCUGCUCGCCAUCUGGCGGCUAUUCACCCUGAGCGGCCAACAAGGUACCUGGAUCAAGCUGUAAAGUUACAGACACGGGCUGUCUCACUGUUCAAUUCGACGAAACGGGAGGUUGAUUUAUCGAACUGUCUCGCUAUUCUCCUGUUCUCAGUUACUCUUGGCCAUCAUCUCCUCGCCGAUGCCUUGGCAACCCGAAGCUCCGACGGUCUUGACGGGUUUCUUACCCACUAUGUUCAGUGUGUCGAGAUGAAUUGGGGGUUGUACCGCUUAACACUCUCCGCAUGGCCUUUACUCCUUAGCACGGAGCUCGAACCAGUUCUAUCAUGGAGUAGUCAGCAAUCAUCCAAAGACCCGAUCGGAAACCAUUGCGAACCCAUAAUCCAGCUCAUCAACGAGUCAAAAGCGUUAUCAAAUGAGGAGAAAGAAGUCUGUCACGAAGCAAUACAAUACCUCCAGCUCGGUUUCGAUGCCAUGUUCGAAGGGGACGAUGGCAGUCGAUAUCGCAUGAUAUUUCAGUGGACGAUGCUAGCGUCUCCAGAGCUGACAGGCUUGUUAGCUACAAAACGACCCGAAGCCCUGAUCCUUCUGGGUUAUUACGCUUUGUUAUUGUAUUAUGGACGAAGUCUCUGGCAGGUUGGAGAUACAGGGGAAUAUCUGCUAGGUCUCAUCGUGGACUAUCUUGCCCCAGAGUGGCAUAUCUGGCUCGAGUACCCACGGCGAAUGAUGAGACAAAGUUGAGAUUGUACAUCCAUUCUAAUAGAAGCUGCUUGUUUUGUUCAUGAGUGGGUACAUCAAAGUGCCAUGCCCUGAGGUGACAGAUCUCCACAUACUACACCAUACCUCAACAGGAAGAUCCACACAACUUCAACCCUAAAAAAAAGAAUACGAGAAAAAAAAGAAUGAGGCACACCGGAUUUGAACCGAUAACCUUCAGGAAUCUCCGUGCUUAAUAGCUGGAAUCUGACGCGCUACCGUUGCGCCAGCGCCC
Messenger RNA from Fusarium odoratissimum NRRL 54006, 1601 nucleotides. RefSeq lists its product as uncharacterized. Lineage: Eukaryota; Fungi; Ascomycota; Sordariomycetes; Hypocreales; Nectriaceae. Gene Ontology annotation, molecular function: DNA-binding transcription activator activity, RNA polymerase II-specific; zinc ion binding. The transcript has 2 exons. The record is from RefSeq and is a predicted model, not a curated record. Gene Ontology annotation, biological process: regulation of transcription by RNA polymerase II. Bases 290 to 1351 code for a protein of 353 amino acids.